Molecule: messenger RNA, 942 nt
Organism: Cutaneotrichosporon cavernicola
Lineage: Eukaryota; Fungi; Basidiomycota; Tremellomycetes; Trichosporonales; Trichosporonaceae
Exons: 8
Coding region: 1-942 (313 amino acids)
Source: RefSeq, a predicted model, not a curated record
AUGAACGCUCCGGUUGUCCGGCGUGCCCUCUACACGGGCCUCCAAUUCUUCAUCCUCCCUUACCUCCUCUUGAUGACCCUCCCCGUCAUCAACUACGCAUUCCAGCUAGACUACGGCUGGGCCGAGGGGUUGCAGGCUGGUGCAGCUGCGCUGAUCCUCCUCGCUUUCGUUGUGGUGUGCCUCGACCGACCGCGUUGGAGUGAGUUGGCGCUGGUCGCCGGCACACUAGCUGUCGGCAUCCUCGAUAGCGUCUUCCUCUGGGUCCACCGUGAGCGCGAGUCGACACCGCAAGCGGGCAAUCCUUUGUGGAUGUUCAUCGUCCAGGUCAUCUUGACGACUACUUUCGGGUUCUCCGUCCUCACUUAUCUUAUCCUCGCUCUCCAUAGCAAGGAUGAGGAGGGGCUCACGGGUGAUGGCGAUGUAGCACUCCCCGAGGUUGAGCUUGCCACGCCGCCACGGGACGUCAUCGGCGGGCAUCGCACCAUCCUCUACCGUUGGGCCGGAUACCUCGCCGCACUGCAGGCGACCGUCACGGCUGCCCCCCUUAUCACUUUAGCAACAGCCAUGUGGUCACCGGUGCGCACGUCAGGAUCCUUCGUGGCCAUUAUCAUAGGUAUUUUCCUCGCGUUCUUUAUCGUCACCUACGGCGCGUUCGCCGUGAUGCGUGGCCCGUGGUCCACUGCGACGCAGGACAAGUUCUAUCUGCGCGCCAAACUCGCUCUACUUCUCUCCGUCGCGUUCACGGUUGUCUCUGCGCCGUUCUCGUUUCCCCGAUUUCACGAGUACGACUUUGAGGUCACGCCCUUCAUGUACUUUGUGUGGGCGUUGAGUAUUGCUGGAGCCGUGGGCGUGCUCAUUAUGCUGGGCAUCAUCAUCCGGUUCGAGAGGAGGCGGGGCAUUGCGCUCCGGGACGACAGCGACGAUGUCACGCUCGACGGUUAG